UUCGUCAUCUACCUGCGACGACACGCGUCCAUAGCCGGAACGCUGCGCAGUCGCCACCACCACGCGGCGCCCUCCGAACUACUGCACACUCUGUCUGGUGGAACCGAUCUUCUUGCGGACGCUGAGGGUUCCGACGACGAGGAAGGACGUGGUCGCGGCGACGAAAUGACGUCAGGGAUCGAGUCCGAAUACUCGAUUGGCAGCCAGCCGUUCGGGCACUACAAGGAGACGCCGCCUGUACCAAUCGAAAAUAUUAAGGGAUUCCGCGUUGGGCGGGAUGGCUGGAAGGAGGUGUUUCACCUGUUCUUCAAAAAUUGCGACCAUCCGGCAUUGCAGGACCAGAUCUACUUCCAGGACGAGAGGUUCAUGGUAAUUUACGACGGGUACCCCAAAGCACGGCACCAUCUGCUUUUGAUGCCGAGGCCGUCGUUUCUUGACGUCAUACGGCCGUCGGACCUCCGACGCGAACACCUCUCAGCUCUACGCCAGAUGCAUGCAUUGGGUAGGGCAGUGGCGGAAGGCUUGUCGCAGCAGGGCAUCGGCGAAAUCAGGAUCGGCGUGCACGCUGUUCCUUCAAUGGAGCCGUUGCACAUGCACAUCAUCAGCCAAGACUUCGACAGUGAAAGAAUGCGGAUGCCGCGUCAUUGGAACAUCUUCACCACAGAUAUAUUCCUCGAACCUGCUUGGAUAGAGGAGAUGCUUGAGCGGCACGGAUGCCUCCAGCUGGAUAUGGAAAGGUGAACGUACGUAUUCCAUGUGCACAACGCACUACAGCCCCUG
Messenger RNA from Ectocarpus sp. CCAP 1310/34, 780 nucleotides. NCBI's taxonomy places the organism in Eukaryota, Phaeophyceae, Ectocarpales, Ectocarpaceae. The record is from the annotation of a GenBank genome assembly.